CAAAGAAUUUUGUCCGCUACUUAAACAAUGUUACAGGAGACAGAUGUGAGUGAACACCGCAACGAGUUACUUCCCUUGGCCAUUUUAUUUUGGAAAAACUAAAGCGAAGUUUUGAUGUUGGCUCUUCCAGCUCUGUAAUGAGAAUGCUGAUCUGAUUCUGUUAACCUAUCAAGAAAGAAGAUAAAGGCUCCCUGGAACAUGGAUCAAGAAACAGCACAAUUGUUGUUUAAAGAAGGGGCUAUUUUCAUCCUUCUUGAUGUUCCCCUGGGCACAGAGUUUGGCAUUGAUUAUAACUGUUGGGAUGUUGGACCCAAAUUUAAAGGUGUCAAAAUGAUCCCACCUGGAGUUCAUUUCAUAUAUUACAGUGCCAAAAACAAAGAAGGACAAGUGGCGCCACGUACUGGUUUCUUUCACGAAUUCAAACAGAGGGAAAUUAUCUUAAGAAAAUGGGACCCUCUCACGGAAGACAUUAAAGCUGAAGAAGACAACCCAGAUGUUAUGGAAUGUUAUGAAAUAAACAAGCAAGAGUUAGACCAAUAUUUAGCUCCUUAUCCAUAUGACAACUACAAGAAAUGGGUGUCCCUCACAAACCACAUCACUAGCGAUUUACUUACCUUACUCCAUGUAGAGGGAGUGAAAAUAUCAUCUGUAACAGCCCUCAAAUCAGAGAAAAGUGAUUCUCUCUCAAGAGCAGCAGAUCGACUGAGAAACUCGGAGCCAGUUCGGGAUGUAAGUCAAGAAUGUCAGUCAAUAAAGGAAGCAGAAUCUCAUCUGUCCAAAUUGCAAUUUGCUCCACACACCAGUGUUCAAUACCAUACUGUUCCUAGGAAAUACCCAGUUGGAGCAAGCCCUGCUGAUGUCACCAAAUACAGCUUAGAUUCCAGUUAUGCCCUCAGCACAAUGAUUGAAUCCUGCUACGACAACAAAGAAUUGUUGUUGUUGGGGGAGCUGCAGUUAUCAUUUGUGUGUUUUAUCAUAGGACAAGUUUACGAUGGUUUUGAGCAAUGGAAGAAGCUAGUCAGUGUUCUAUCAACAGCACAGAGAGCUGUCAUCACUUAUCAAAACCUUUACAUGCAAUGUAUUAAAGUUCUCUAUUUCCAAUUGAAGGAAAUACCUGAAGAUUUCUUUGUGGACAUUUUGUCCCAACAAAAUUUCCUUACCGACACACUUUAUGAGUUUUUCUUGAACCUCAACAAUGAGGAGGUCAAUGAUGAACUGAGGAAGAGAGGGGCAAAGUUUAAAGCAAAUUUAACAGAAACUUUCAAAUGGGAUUUUAGCAGAGAACCUGAUGAAUAUGCCCCGGUUGUUGUUGAAACUGAGAUUAUAUAGUGUGGGGCAACGAGACGAGUAUGGCCCUGUCGUGGUUGAAAGUGAGAGUACAAACUUAAGGUAACAAACCAUUCAAUCAGAUACCACUAAGUCCAGUGUAAUGGACAUCAGAACAAUGGUUGACCAUCAACCUGUUUCUUCAUACAUCGUGUUCUCACAACGACAUUAAAUUUCUGCAACAUUU
Messenger RNA from Octopus bimaculoides (California two-spot octopus), 1513 nucleotides. Its product is annotated as protein AAR2 homolog. The record is from RefSeq and is a predicted model, not a curated record. Lineage: Eukaryota; Metazoa; Mollusca; Cephalopoda; Octopoda; Octopodidae. Gene Ontology annotation, biological process: spliceosomal tri-snRNP complex assembly.